GACUGACCAACAAAUGGACUGUGCGUUGGACUUGAUGCGGAGGCUGCCUCCGCAGCAGAUUGAGAAGAACUUGACAGAUUUGAUUGAUCUGGUGCCUAAUAUGUGCGAUGACCUGCUAUCUUCAGUAGAUCAGCCUCUAAAGAUUGCUCAGGACCGUAGCACGGGGAAGGAUUACUUGUUGUGUGAUUACAAUAGGGACGGAGACUCGUACAGAUCGCCAUGGUCGAAUACUUACGACCCUCCACUGGAAGAUGGGUCUAUGCCUUCAGAGAGGCUGAGGAAAUUAGAAAUCGAUGCGAAUCACGCGUUUGACCAGUACAGAGAGAUGUACUUCGAAGGUGGAGUGAGCUCUGUGUACCUGUGGGACAUGGACCAUGGGUUUGCUGGUGUAAUAUUGAUAAAGAAGGCAGGCGAUGGUUCCCAAAAGAUCAAAGGUUGCUGGGACUCAAUUCACGUAGUGGAGGUGAUUGAGAAGAGCUCGGGUCGGAAUGCUCACUACAAACUCACAUCAACGGCCAUGUUGUGGCUGCAGACCAACAAGGAGAGCAGCGGGACCAUGAACCUUGGAGGCAGUCUUACCAGACAGGCGGAACAGGACUCAGCAGUGAGCGACGUGACGCCCCACAUCGUGAACAUCGGCCGCAUGGUCGAGGACAUGGAGAACAAGAUCAGGAACACGCUCAACGAUAUCUAUUUUGAUAAGACCAAGAACAUAGUGAACGGUCUCCGGUCAGUGCUGCCAGUUGAGGUGGAGCGACGCAAGGUGGCGCUGCACCACGACUUGGCCCUCGCUCUCCAACGCCGGCACGUGGCACGCGACGACUGA
This is a messenger RNA of Spodoptera littoralis (African cotton leafworm), 826 nucleotides long. Lineage: Eukaryota; Metazoa; Arthropoda; Insecta; Lepidoptera; Noctuidae. The record is from the annotation of a GenBank genome assembly.